AUGUCUGAAACAGCCUCAAAUUCAAAUAAUCCUUUCAUAAAAUCUUUUUGGUUGGGAAAGUCUGAACAAUUAUCAGUGGAAAAUUAUAUGAACUUUUGGCAAAGUUGUUUGAGUGACCAUGCUAAAACGAUGAUUUUAAUUGAUGAUGAUGAUGAACCAAGUGUCGAAAGCAAUUAUAAAGAAUCGUUUUGCGAGAAAGGAUUUUUGACACAGAAUGCUAUUGGCAGUCUGUUGGACAGCUUUUAUUCGUAUGACACAUCUGAUGAAACAGCUUUUAUGAAAGCGUCCGUAAAGAUUAAAAUUCUUGCAAAAAUGGCUACUUUUUUUCUCGAUUCUAAAAUUUUUUCAUCAAAUGAUUUUUUGAAUUUGUAUAAAGAAGAAAUAUCAUGGAGUGGAUAUUUUGAUCUAUAUUUUGAACAAGAUUUUUAUACUGCUCUACUUUUAGGGAUUUCUUCGUUAGAAAGGAUAUUAGGUUGUAUCAUCUUUACAAUUCGUAAAGAAACAUCUUUAAUUCCCAACCUGAUUCGUGAUCUCUUAAUUUCGCCUCCACUUGUUCAAGUGUUGGGCAAAGACAUUGUAUUUUACCUUCGUUGUUUAAUUGGCCCACCAAGUUCAAUGAAUCUGAGAAAUAUUCUUUGGCAUGGAUUUAUUUGCUCUAAAGAAUUUUUACCCGUUCCUGCUAGAUGGUAUUCGGCUCUCAUAAUAAUAACUAUCAUGAGACAAGAACAUCGUAUGAAUACAGUAGAAGUAGGACAAUAUUUUUUGACAUUGGAUAUCAUAUUAGAGAAAUAUAUUUCUUGUGAAUAUUUUAGUGAUAUUAAUGAUGAAAAGGAAAGUGUAGGAAAGAAUCCAAAAAAUUUGAUUUAUGAUGAAUUUUGUGGUGGGACAAUGGAUCUUAUUCUUGAUCUUUUUAUUCAUACUGAUGGUCCAAGACUUAGAAAUCGUAUAGCUCAUGGAGAAGUGAACCAUCUGAUUUUGUCAUCAUCACCAAAUCCAUUAUAUCCAUAUUUUAUAAGCUUAUUAAUUUUAUUAUGGACUAAAUAUCGAAUUAAAUUUACAAAUACUAAAUCCAAAGAUAAUAAUAAUAUUGACGAAAAUGUUGUAAAUGAUGAAGAUGAUAGUCAAACUAUUAAUAAUACUUAUGAAAAUUGGAUAUCUCAUUAUCAAUCAAGGUUUCAUCCUAUUCCUAUGCUUUGGAAAGAAUGUACCCAAUUAAUUUUAAAUAUUUGGAAAUGUUGGAAAGUUACAGAUAUGAUUAUAAAUAUGGAAAGAUUUAUUUUAGGUGACUGGAUUAAUGACUUAGACUCUACUAGAAUUGAAUUUAAUAAUAAUAACAAUGAAACAAAUAAUUUGUCAACUAAGACUUUUACUCAAUCAAAUGCUCGGUUGAAUAGUUUGUUCGAACAACAAUUUCUGAUGGAGAUUCUUAAAGAGAAUAAUAUUUCAAAUGUAAUACAAAAUUGUUGUGCGAUAUUUAAAUCGAAUAAAUGUGGGAAUAAUAAUGUUAAUAAUUCUGAAGAACCUAUUUACUGGUGUCAAAGAAAUUAUACCAAGGAGGAUGCAAAAUUUAUUAAUUUCCAGCGGGUUGUGAUUAAUAAGGCAAAUGAUGGUGUUGAGAAGCUACAAAAUAUCUUGGAAUCUAUACACACUUCAACUUCACUUUCUUCACGAAAACGCAAAAAUGUGCAAUCAUUGUUUACACUGUUUCCCUCUAUGCUGCAACAACUUUAUUUUGCUCUUAAAUGUUUAUAUGCUCAAGAAUAUUCAACAUCAUCCUUGAUUGUAUCUAAACAACAAAAAUCUAUGUUGGCAGUAUUGGUGUUUAUUGAAAGAUGGUGCGGGCAUUGUCUUGAAGGAAGAUGGAAAAAUAUUGCUGAAGUUUUUGAAGAAAUGAAAAAAACGAUAAAAAAAAAUAAUAUAAAAUUUUAA
Messenger RNA from Diversispora eburnea, 1929 nucleotides. NCBI's taxonomy places the organism in Eukaryota, Fungi, Glomeromycota, Glomeromycetes, Diversisporales, Diversisporaceae. The record is from the annotation of a GenBank genome assembly.